AUGGCAUACACAGCGCCAGAGAUCUACGACGGAAUGCUCUUCAACACACGCUCCGAUGUCUACUCGCUCGGUGUCAUCAUGUGGGAGUUGGCGCAGCGUUGCAUCACCGGCAACUAUCAACGUCCGUUCCACGACUAUCCGAUAUCGAUGGACAUUCAGAUCAUCAUCAUGACCUCAAAGAACAAGGUGCGACCCAAACUCAUCGAGUCUUGUCCCGAGCCAAUCAAAUCGCUUAUCAGCCAGUGCUGGGACCAGGAUCCAACCGUGCGACCCAACACCUCGCAAAUCCUUGCCGAACUUCACACCAUCAAGAAACAUUACGAAGAGAAUCGCGACGAAUGGGAGUUGAUCAGAACGAAAACAUCUAAACCACUGGCAUCCACCACCAGUCCAACAAGUACAGCCACCAAAGUCAUUACAACAACACCUUCAGCAACAGCAACAUCAACAACAACAACAACACAACAACAACAACAACAAUCAACAACCACAUCUACAGAUCAACAGCAACAAAUAUCACCACCAUCUUUAGAACAAUCAAAUAAUAAUAAUAAUAAUAAUAACAAUAAUAUAGAUAAUAAUAGUAGUAUUAAUAAUAAUGAAAUUUUAAAAGUAGAUAAUAGUAAUUGUAAUAAUAUUAAUUGUAAUAAUAAUGCUUUGGAUAAUAAUAGUAAUAAUAGUAUAGAAUCAAAAGAAAAUUUUGUAAAUCAAACACCUACACAAACACCUACACAAACACCUACACCUUUAAACACAACAACACCAACACCACCACCAACAACAACAAAUAACUAUGUAGAAAAUAACUGUAUAGAUAAUAAUAGUUUUCACAAUGAAGCAAUUGCUCCAUUGAAUGUAUCUACGUCAAUAGUCUGUAAAGUCAUUGAUGAGAAUAAUUAUAAUAAUGAUGUAAAGAAUCAAUCACCAAUACAAAUACAAUCACAACAAGAACAACAACAACAACAGGAAACUCAGUCAAAUGAAUCUUCACCACAAGAACAAUCACAACCAUUGGAGACAACAUCAACAACAACACAACAACCAACUUUGAAUUCAUUGUCACAGAUAGAUGUUGUCAUCAGCAGUGCCAACGUAGAUCAACAGACUUUAUCAUCGAGUUGA
Molecule: messenger RNA, 1122 nt
Organism: Heterostelium album PN500
Lineage: Eukaryota; Evosea; Eumycetozoa; Acytosteliales; Acytosteliaceae
Product: protein serine/threonine kinase
Exons: 1
Coding region: 1-1122 (373 amino acids)
Biological process (GO): protein phosphorylation
Molecular function (GO): ATP binding; protein kinase activity
Source: RefSeq, a predicted model, not a curated record